This is a messenger RNA of Protopterus annectens (West African lungfish), 1148 nucleotides long. RefSeq names its product CDC28 protein kinase regulatory subunit 2 (gene CKS2). Gene Ontology annotation, cellular component: SCF ubiquitin ligase complex; cyclin-dependent protein kinase holoenzyme complex. Bases 152 to 391 code for a protein of 79 amino acids. Gene Ontology annotation, molecular function: cyclin-dependent protein serine/threonine kinase activator activity; ubiquitin binding; protein kinase binding. The transcript has 3 exons. The record is from RefSeq and is a predicted model, not a curated record. Lineage: Eukaryota; Metazoa; Chordata; Ceratodontiformes; Protopteridae. Gene Ontology annotation, biological process: regulation of mitotic cell cycle.
GCGCGAGCCUCAUACUUUCAAAUAUCUGUGGAAGGACGUAGGAGACGUAGUGGCGGUUGUGGAGUAUUAAAAGUUUGUUGUUGGAUUUUUUUUAUGAACUGUGUGAAGGAAAAAUUAUAAGUUUUUAUUGAUCAUUUUUCUCAAUAUUAGAAUGGCCCAUAAACAAAUUUAUUAUUCGGAUAAGUAUUGCGAUGAUAUCUACGAGUACAGGCAUGUCAUGUUGCCAAAAGAAUUAGCAAAGCAAGUUCCAAGAACACAUCUAAUGUCUGAAGAAGAAUGGAGACGUUUAGGUGUGCAGCAAAGUCUUGGAUGGGUGCAUUAUAUGAUACACGAACCAGAGCCACAUAUUCUGCUUUUCAGAAGACCGCUUCCAAAAGAUCACCAGAAAUGAGCUUCUUUUGAAUCCUUCAUAGAACUAUUCUGGACUUCAUAUAUUGUAGUAUUCAAUGAAUACUUGGAAUUGUACAAAUUAAGCCUUACUUGUGCAUGGGCUGUAUUCUUCACAGCAGCAGUGCUCAGUUAAUUUGGCAAAAAAUUAGGCUGCUGCAAUGUAUUUGAGUAAUACAGAAAGCAGACCAUAAGUAUUUUUUUCCUAAUAAAAUGCAGGUGCCUACGGUAGUUGCUUGUUUUCAUUCUCUGAAAAGAUACACAAGUUUUGAGAUAUUUGGAUCAAGUCUUGCUUUAUCUAGCCACUUUGAGGAUGGAAUUGCUACAUAGAUGUCUGCUUUGGAAGAUCUUGUACGGCAACAUAGAAGCAAAGACCUCCGUCUCCAGAGAAGUCUUUCAGGUAGAACGCGACCCUCCAUAACAUUCUAACAAGCUGAUGAAUGGGUGCAAUGUGUGACAGUGUAAUGGGCAAACCUCUGUACUUGUCAGCAAAUUACAUUAGCAGAGGAUAUCUACAGGUUGGAUGUAUAUACUUCUGAAACAUUUGCAUAGUUUUAUGUGGCUCUGUAUUUAUGUAUAUAAUACACUGCAUGUUAAAAUUUUCUUUACAUGGGACAGUAGUUUGCAUUUUUAGUAUUGGAUAUAAUUGCAUCUUUGUUUUUCCAUUCUUAGCACUUAGUCCACAAAUUACAAUUGCAACUUUUUUUAUUUUAAAGUUUAAUUCACACAGCGUAAAUAAAAUCUGUUUUGUGUCAAACUGA